This is a messenger RNA of Oncorhynchus nerka (sockeye salmon), 3088 nucleotides long. Its product is annotated as blood vessel epicardial substance-like. NCBI's taxonomy places the organism in Eukaryota, Metazoa, Chordata, Actinopteri, Salmoniformes, Salmonidae. Gene Ontology annotation, biological process: heart development; skeletal muscle tissue development; striated muscle cell differentiation. Gene Ontology annotation, molecular function: cAMP binding. The record is from RefSeq and is a predicted model, not a curated record. Gene Ontology annotation, cellular component: sarcolemma. The transcript is spliced from 9 exons. Bases 94 to 1851 code for a protein of 585 amino acids.
UUUAGGGUGGAAGUCUCCGUGACGUUUCACUUAUUCGUUUUCUCUUACCACCUCUCAGUUUUCUGAAAAGUGACGUGCUCCACACGCGCGACAAUGGAGGCGCCAGAAUUUUUCCCACCUUCUGAAAACUUGACGGCGGCUAUCGUGCACCCGCUAUGCGAUGAAUGGAAGGGGGGAUCCGAGGGUGCCAUCUUCCACCUCGCCAGUAUCUUCCUUGUUUUGGGGUUCAUGGGAGGGAGCGGGUUCUAUGGGCUCCUCUACUUGUUUACCUUUCUGACGCUCGGUUUCUUCUGCACAACCAUUUGGUCAUGGUCGGACGCGUGCACCACCGACACCUUUUUGUGGAAUUUCGCUCUCUUUGGGAUAUGUGCGGUUCAAGUUGUGCACGUCGCCUACCGGCUGAGGAACGUUACUUUCGAAAAGGAGUUUCAAGAUCUGUACAGCUACCUGUUCAAAAAGCUGGGGGUGUCGCUCACCCACUUCGGUAAGAUAGUCGCCUGUUGUGAAGGGGACAUCCACACUAUAGAGAAAGACCACUGUUUUGCCAUGGAGGGCAAGACUGCUAUUGAUAAGCUGUCCGUUCUUCUGUCCGGCAGAAUUCGUGUGACAGUAAAUGGAGAGUUUUUACAUGACAUAUAUCCUUUCCAGUUCCUCGAUUCACCUGAAUGGGACUCUCUCCGGCCGUCAGAGGAGGGCGUUUUCCAGGUGAGGAUCAGGAUGUCUGUCUCUCCAGAGAUGACCAGUAGCCUGUUCUACACCACCCUGGCCCCCCUGCGGUCAGCAGUCCCUGGGUCUGUACCCGGGGCUGGAGGUGGAGGUCUGGUGAUGACCACCAUGGAGCCCAACAUAACCUUCUGUCAGGAGUGGGAGGAGGCCCACCACCUGCUCUUCCACCUGGGGAACCUGUCUCUCCUCCUGGGCCUGGUCAUCCCCACCACCCUGACCCUGCACAUGAUCCUGCUGCGCCUCAUGCUGAUGACAGGAAGUUGUCUGUUCAUCACCUGGGCAACGCUGUACCGGUGUAAUCUGGAUGUCAUGGUGUGGAACGUGGUCUUCCUGCUGGUCAACUUCAUGCACUUCUUCUACCUGGUCUACAAACGCAGACCUAUUAAGAUUGACAGGGAGCUGAAGUCAGUGUACAAGCGGAUGUUUGAGCCCCUUCACGUGCGCGAGGCCCUGUUCCAGAGACUGACGGGCCAAUUCUGCACCAUCCAGAGCCUGAAGAAGGGACAGGUGUAUGCUGCCGAGGACAAGACCUCUGUGGAUGAGCGCCUCAGUAUCCUCCUUAAAGGAAAAAUGAAGGUGUCAUAUCGUGGUCAUUUCCUCCAUAACAUCUACACCAACGCCUUCAUUGACUCCCCUGAGUUCAGAUCAACCCAGAUGAACAGAGGAGAAAAAUUCCAGGUGACCAUCAUGGCGGAGGAGAACUGUAAGUUCCUGUGUUGGUCCAGAGAGAGGCUCACCUACUUCCUGGAGUCUGACUACUUCCUGAACGAGGUGUUCAGGUACCUCAUUGGCAAAGACAUCACCAACAAGCUGUACUCGCUCAACGACCCCACUCUCACUGACAAGGCAGCGAAGAAGAUGGAGCGUCAGCCCAGCCUGUGCUCCCAGCUUUCUAUGAUGCAGAUGAGGAACAGCAUGGGCAGCACCAGUGACACCGGCGACAUCCUGAACCAGAUCCACCGUGGAGGCUCCAGUGGAUCCUCACAUCAAAAAUCUCCUGGCUCCAACACAUCCAAAAUGAUGAAGCCCAUUGAAGAACAACUGGAAAAUGACGUCUUUACAGAGUCUGAGCCAGACUCUCCUGUUAAGAAACGCCACACCCACUCGACAGCCAUAGAGGUGUAAGAUGUGACGUUAUCCUACAACAACAGUGCUGACCACCCACCUAUAUUGUGAUCUGAUACAGACCCUGGUUAGUUAUGGUAGAAUAACUUAAACAAUAGCUUGAAAAAGGCUUUUACAUGAUCAAAAUAUCUAUCUACGUGUAUCUAGAAAACAAAACUGCACAUUUUGGCAUCUCACUUUGUCUUGUAGUGUUUGGUAUUAUUGUGAGUUUGUAGCUGUUGUACUUUUGAAAUCCUGUUUGAUUGGAUGUUGUACAAUGCCUUUGCUGUUUAUUCCUACACAGUGAGAGUUCAAAAAUGUAUUACGUGUCACAACCAAAACAUUUUAGUGUAAGCACAACCUCUGAGGAAGGGUUCUUUUAAAUAUUUUACUCCUUGUGUGAUAAAUUCUCUUAUUUAUGCACUGAGCUUCUGCACGGUUGUGUGUUGAUGAAUGUAGAGAUCUAACAAGUUAAACCUCCUGGUCAAUGCUAACCAUUUGAGGCUGUUAUGCUGUUUUUUUCACGGCUAUAAGCACACAAGCUUGGGAUCACUCUUUUAUGCCAUGAUCGUUACCUUAUAUUAAUUACUCAGAGGGAAAAGAUGAAAAAGAAAUUAACAGAAUUGAUGCAUAGCUCGUAGACCUCUGCUUUUUAUCCUCUAGCGCCCCCUAGGAGCUAUCAAGAGUACUACCGGUUUAUUUUCUCAUUCUGAACUCCUGUCACUGUUUAAACCAGGUCAAUGUUCAAACUCAUUCCAUGGAGGGCAUGUUUUGGUUUUUCCUUUCAAAUAAGAUCUAGACAACCAGGUGAGGGAAGUUCUUUACUAAUUAGUGACCUUAAUUCAUCAAUCAAGUACGAGGAGCCAAACAGAAACUCGGCCCUUCGUGGAAUGAGUUUGACACGUUGUUUAAACCGUCACAUCACUGAAAGAACAACCAGACCAAAAGAAGAUGUAAGCAACAGGCUUUAUUAUUUCAGUCAAAUAAACCUUUUGAAUAUGCAGACAAACCAUGAUUGGUGUAACAAAAAAAAUGACGUUGAAUACAAUGAAUGAAUAACAGGCCAACAGGAAAACAAUACAACAGAUAUCAGUGCUCUUUCGAGAUGUUAAGACAAUCUUCUGCUAUGGACAAACACUUCAUUGUUUUAUACAACCACAACACAGAAAAUACAUACGUACAUACACACACAAGCUUUUAGCUUUCUGGGUUGUCUUUGGGGCAUAUAUCUCCGCAAUAAAUGCUUUGGUUCAGUCUG